GUGGAUGGCAAAAAAGAGCGGAGCGGCGGCGAACCAAGUUUGUGGCGCUGGGAAAAAAAAGCAAAAGACAAACGGGAGAGGCUUUUUUUUAAAAUUUUUUUUAAGGAGAUAGCGGGAGAGGCUAGACUGAGGCGAGCAAAGCAGAAGUUGCGCACGGUUGGCACACUUUGAGCGCUACAAUUGUUGUGACUUGACUCCAGAGGCGCACAAAAGAAGCCAACAACAAGGAGAGGACUAACUCCCGAGCACGCUUCUUCCCCCCCCUGUCUCCGCUUCUCUUCCACGCUCCUUUAUUUUCUUCAUCUUAUUUACAAAUUAUUUUUACUUUUUCAAGUUUUUCCCCCGCGUGUGCGUGUCCCACUCCCACACCGGCGCGUGUGGCGUUUUUGUCGCCGAGAGAGCGAGUGGACGCGCGGGGGGCCGAGAGGAGUCGGAGCCGGGCUGCCCACAUGCUCCAACCGCUGGCGUGAAAGUUGACUUCUUCCCAACACGAGAGAACAGGUGCCAGUGAUGAUGGUGGAAUCAGCCUCUGAGACCAUUCGAACGACACCGUCCAGCCAGAACGGAGUCAGCAGCCUCAGCAGCCAAUCGGACGGAGGGGGAGGGAGAGAGGGCGGGUCCAACGGUGACACGAAUGGCGAGAUCAGCCCAGUCGAUCUACUGCACCUGCAACAGCAACAGGCUCUCCAGGCAGCCAGACAGUUCCUCCUCCAGCAGGCCUCCGGACUCAACUCCCCCGGCAGCAAUGAGGUCAAACAGAGCCCCGUGCAGGUCCCUGUAUCCAUGGCUAUGAUGAGCCCCCAGAUGAUCACUCCACAGCAGAUGCAACAGAUCCUGUCACCACCUCAACUCCAGGCUUUGCUGCAGCAACAGCAGGCUCUCAUGCUUCAGCAGCUCCAGGAGUACUACAAGAAACAGCAGGAGCAGUUGCAUCUGCAGCUUCUGACUCAGCAGCAGCAACAGCAGCAGCAGCAGCAGCAGCAACAGCAGCAGCAGCAGCAGCAGCAGCAGCAAGCUGGAAAGCAAGCAGCAAAAGAGCAGCUCGGCAGCAAGCAGCUAGCCUUCCAGCAACAGCUGAUCCAGAUGCAGCAGCUUCAGCAGCAGCACAUCCUCAACCUCCAGAGACAAGGCCUGGUUCCCCUGCAGCCUACCGCCGCCAUGCAGUCCCUGCAGCAAGCGAUGUGUCCGUCGGACCUCCAGCAGCUGUGGAAGGAGGUGUCGGGGGUGCCGAGCAGCGACGAGGCCUUGAAACAAGCCGAAGGCCUGGACUUGAGUACCAACAGCUCUAAUUCUACCUCAGCCUUCCCCAAAGCGGCCAGCGCCCACAUGCCACUGCACAGCCUGCCCAAUGGACAGAGCCACACCCCAAAGAGAGACAGAGCCAGACUGUUUGAGUGGAUAUCCUCCUUCACCAAGGCAGACAGUGGCGAUGACCAUGGACCCCCAUACUCCAAAGGCAGCCAGCCCCCCACCAGCCAUCACGAGGAGCAUGCCGGCUCCCAUCCUCUCUAUGGCCAUGGAGAGUGCAAGUGGCCUGGCUGUGAAGCACUGUGUGAGGACAUGGGACAGUUCAUCAAGCACUUGAACAACGAGCACGCCCUAGAUGACCGCAGCACUGCUCAGUGCCGAGUCCAGAUGCAGGUGGUUCAGCAACUGGAGAUACAGUUGGCAAAGGAGAGCGAGCGACUCCAAGCAAUGAUGACCCACCUGCACAUGCGCCCCUCAGAGCCAAAGCCUUUUAACCAACCUCUGAACCUGGCUUCCAGUGGCUCCCUGUUAAAGCGGGAUAGUGACGUCUACCCAGAGGGUCUUCCCCACCCCCCCACCUCAGCUGCCACCCCCAUCACUCCACUCCGCCAGGGACCCUCGGUCAUCAGCUCCUCCAGCCUUCACACACACUCCCACUCCCACACACACGGUGUCGGGCCCAUUCGGAGGCGCAACUCCGACAAAUACUGCACCCCCAUCGCCUCAGAGCUGGCUCAGAACUGUGAGUUCUACAAGAACGCUGAUGUCAGGCCUCCUUUUACCUACGCCUCUCUUAUCCGUCAUGCCAUUCUGGAGUCUCCUGACAGACAGUUGACUUUGAACGAGAUCUAUAACUGGUUUACGCGAAAGUUUGCCUACUUUAGGAGAAACACGGCCACAUGGAAGAAUGCAGUGCGCCACAACCUGAGCCUGCACAAGUGCUUUGUUCGUGUCGAAAACGUGAAGGGGGCCGUUUGGACUGUGGAUGAAGUUGAAUACCAAAAGAGGAGACCACCAAAGAUGACCGGGAGUCCCACUCUGGUGAAAAACAUGAUUUCAGGCCUAGGCUUUGGAUCCCUAAACGCCAGCUACCAGGCUGCCCUGGCAGAGAGUAGUCUGUCCCUGCUCAACAGCCCCCCCUUGGUGACCCCUCCAUCUGCAGCCAGCCUCAACAUGCUGCACGUGGGCCACGAUGAUGUCAGCUCCACCGUGGAGCAGGUCAACAGCAACGGCAGCUGCAGUCCCACACUCAGCCCUCAGCAGUACAGCCACGCGGUCCACGUCAAGGAGGAGCCCACCGAGAUCGAGGAGGAUUGCCGGCCCGUCUCCCUCCUGGCCGGGAUCGGCCACAACCUGCCGUUGCCGAGCGACGACCGUGACCUGGAGGACGACCUCCCCGCCGAUGAGCUGGAGUAAGACAGAGCCGACAGGCGGGAUUGGAGGGGCGGGGCUUAGUCGGCAGAAGAAACGAUAGCUACACUUGAGCGAAACGAGCGAAUAGAAAAAAAAUUGAGAACGUUUUUUAUUUUUAUUUGUCGUUAUGAGCGAGCAACCAAGGACGACAUUGAGAAACUCCAAACUGGGUUUCAAGACCUCCGUUACUUUAAGUGUGUGGAGCACUGCUUUAACUUCACGUCUCUUUCCACAAACACACACGUGCACACACAUGCAGCCACACUGGUGCACUCCUUCAGCCUCUCUGUGGAGACCCGACGAGGUUUGGAUGUAACUUCUUUUCCUCCUCACUCAGGCUGCUGGUUAGCCACGCGUGUGCAACGAUGUGUAUAUAGAUUUGGAGCAAUCGCCAGGAGUCUGUGCAGUAUCUCGUUCCAUCUCCCUACACACUUUCAAGUCUUCUCCAUCACACCCAAACCCAACGUUUGGGCUUCAGGAUGGGAAGACAGGAAGAUGCUUUCAAAGAAGACCUCGGACUGCAAAACACAUCUGGAGCGCUCCCGUCUCCAAAUCCCUGUGAGGUGUGGCACCUCUUUGCUUGUGAGAUAUUAAAAAAAAAUUUAAAAAGGAGACAUUUUCCCAGCCACCCAAAAAGACUGCAAGAAAAAGAAUAUCCAGUGCUAUCUCUUCUCCUUUGUUUGGGAUGGAGGGAUGCAUUUGGAACACUCAUAGAUGAAAACAGCCGGGAAGUGUCGAUAGAAAUAUUGUGACUUUUAAAACAAAAAAAGGAACCUGUCAGCGACAUGGAAAAAAAAACGUGGUAGCUUUAUCGUUUCCUUUUUUUAAAUUUGGUGUUAUUUUCGUUCUUUAUUUUUAGGAGCAUUAUUUCUGCAGUGGUGUUUCUGUUUCGAUGUAUCGUUUCUGCCGACGCUGAUUUAUUUUUGCAUUUGAUUUGUUUGUCUGUUUUCCACAGCAUUCCGAGUCUGAAAAAAAAGAGAAAGCGCAGUACCCCACCCCACCCUCUUUUUCACUCCCAGGUGUAGCAGCCUAGAAAUUUGGAAAUAGCACUUAAAAAUGACCAUUAUUCAAGCAAAUUAUUUAAAAGGAUUCUUUUUUUUUUUUUUUUUUUUUACAUUUUGUCUCAUUCUGUUAUUUCGAUUUAUUUAGUUGAGAGAUAUAGUAAUGCUUUAAAAAAAGAUAUAUAAAUAUAUAUUAUUGCAGUCGGAGAAUACCUCAUCCCACAAAGGUUCCAAUUUCAUCAAGGACAAGGGGUCUUCUUUGCAUGGGAUACCAAAACGUGACUCGAUUCAAAGCUCUGUGCUCGUGAUUAGUUACCGUGUCAACGUUGUCUAUGAGUCAGUGUGUCAGGAUGUGUUAAAGGAAUAUCACGUGAGAUUUUUUUUAAUGGUUUUAUUUUGUUCCAUGAGCAACAAAGCAUUGAUUUUUCCACUCUGCCAUACCAAAUUUAACAUUUGUUUUGUUUUGGGGUUUUUUUAAAAUCUAUUAUCUGCUUCUUACUCCCAUCUUAUUUUUGUUACAGGUAACCAAAGAAGUAUUUAGAAAACCAAAAACCCUGUAGUUUUGUUUCACCCUCGUUUUUUUUUUUCAGUUUCCUUUUUAUUCUUAAAGAAGUGUUCAAAAGACAACAAAUCAGUAGUUUGAUCUGUUUUUAUAUAUUUUUUUGUGUUGUUUUUAAGUAUUGUUUUAAAGUAAAAAAGGAAUUACAGUGCUGACCAAUCCCGCGAACCAAAGUGUGAGAAGCAAGCUACAAAUUUGAAUUGAAAGCUUUUUUCAAAUACAAACUGCUCCUAUUUGGUAUGAGGCCAAAUAUACAAAGGAGUAUUAAGGUUACACGAAAGUAAGUGGGGGGGGGGGAUCAAAUUCAGUCAUAUUCCAGGUAGAGCAAUGUAAUUUCAUCAAUUAGAUGCCAUAUUCAUGCAUUAUUUAAUAUUUGUUAAUGCACUACUUGAUAACUGAAAAAAAUCUUUUCCUUGUGUUAAGUUCUUUCUCGGGAACAGACACAAAAUUUAAACUCGUAUGACAAUUCACUGCAUUGUUUGUCAAACGUAUACUAAAUUGCAACGUUUUUUUUUUUCCCUCGUAACAUUGUGAUUUGUUCUCGUAGUAUAUUUUUCUCUAAUUUCAAUGUGGCCCUAAUACUCCUUGGUACAAAUAAGUAUUAAACAUGCACAGUUCCUCUUACUAAGGCAAAAGCACUUAGAGGUGAAAGCAUGUUUCUGCCGUGCUCAGGCUGAAGUGUGUUCCAAACACAAUCCGAGGACUAAGUCAUUCCAAAUGCGUGUAGUGAGGAAUCUUUCCAGAAAGAGGGAACAAAUACGAAAUACUAAAAUGAUACCAAUGGAAGAGGACAACAACCAAGGGACGUCAUGUAUAAAAAAAAAAGCAUCAUUCUUAACUUUUGCACUUCGCACCAUUUUCUUAUUUAAUUGAAGAAGCGUUGCAUUCACAUAGCAACAUAUUUCUUACAAAAACAACAAAAAAAAGAGAAGCAAAAAGACAGACCAAAAAGAACACUACCUCCUUUUGGAACUCUCUUCAAUAUUUUCCCCUCGACAUCCUUCCUCAAUAAUAACAAUAUGUGGACUCCUUGACGCGUGUGCUUCAGCCCAAAAACAAACAUGAUGAACUGUGAAGUCUACCUCGCCUUAGCUGCGACCUGAAGCGUGCUCUGCAGCUCAAAGUCUCACUCGAGUGAACCAGGAUGGAGAAGCGUGAUGGAGACGAUUGGGCCAAAAUGUGCUGUUGCAGGGAAACUCUGAUCAGGUGUGAUGAGUGGCAGAAUUGAUCUCACACACACACACAAGGGUGGCACAGAAGCAUUGAAGCAGGGCUACAUGGGUUCGUGCAAACAGAGGCUCUGACCAAAUAUCCAAAGACCCCCACCCCACCCCCAAAAGCAGUAACCACUCCCCAAGAAGACACACACAAAUACACACUCAUCAUGGCUCCUUCAGUCCACACAAGAGGAACUGCUGCAUUCAGUCGAGUAUGUAGAUGAACUUGUGCUUUAAGGUACACCUGUAAACGAGUCGCUUUUAUAAAGAUUGUUCACAGGUCACCGCGUAACAUUUCUUGGCAUAACAUGAUGUAUUCUUGUAUAUUAAUGAUUGACUUAUCUCUCCAGGGCAUUCUUUCCUUUCAUUUCUGCUUUUGUUUUUUGUUUUUUUUUGUGCGUGUGUGUGUUUUCUGCACCUGUUUAGGUAUUGUAAAGCUUGCAGCGCUGGUUCCUAUACUGUACUGCUAAUGCUGAACUAUAUGUAUUUAUCAUAUUAAGUACUGCAGGUAUCUUGGUUUUGAUAGUUUUCUUUUGUUUCCAUGUUUUCAGUUCUUCAUCAAAACGUCUGGGACGCUGAUUUUUUUUUUAAGUGUAUUAUCAAAAAAAAAAAGUUUAAAGAAGAAAAGUUAGAUCAGUGGUUUUAGGUAAGAUCUGUUUGUAUAUUUAUCUUAGCUAGGUCUAUUUUGAUACUUUUUUGUCUCUACUGCAUUUAUGCGUUUUUAAGGAGAAAAAACACAAAUGGAUGAACUAAAAAUGUCCUUCAUCAUGUAUUGAUACCUCAGAAGGACUUUUUCUUUCUCUCAAUGACAGGACCAAAACCUCUGAAACAAAAACGAGUGUAAGGAUAUUCAGCCUCUUUCCUGCUUUACACAAAUUCGGACUGUCUGUUGGUCCUUUCAGGUGCCAAUAUUGAGUCCCUCUGACCCCUGACCCUUUGUCAUUCCUUAUCUGACCUCUGGCCUGCAGAGGUGUCAAUCAUUCGCGGGCGGGAUGGGGUGCGACUGGUCACGCAGUUCCUCUCUUAAUCUCAUAGGGGCAGAUCAAAUGCUUGCAUUGUUGACGCUCAUCUUUUUUUUUCUUUUUUUUUUGCGUGGUCGUGGUACCAAAAUGUGGACUGGCGCUCCGAGAUGCAGCUUUUCGUCUGACUACCAAAGUCCAAACUCCUGAACUUAUAACCAAACUGAUACCUUAACCAAACCGAAAGCGAGCUACUUCCAAAAGUCUCCAUUGACAUCACAGAUCACCUUCACUGAUAGCUGUUAUCUCUUGUACGUGUGUGCGACGGAUGGCCUCGUAGGACCGGGCCGCCUCAGUGGUGAGAACCCCACCCCGAUCGGGACCUGUGAUUGGACGGUUCUCAGGCGUCUUUUAAAGGGGAGAAGGGACUGUCAAAGUGAAGCAUUGACGGUAAUAAACACGUCCCAAUGACCACUUCAGCUCUCCUCGGGUUAAACCUUAGGAAUACGUGUACAUUUUCAGCAGUGAUUCUUCAGUGCAUUGUUACUUAAUUUCACUUUAUUGCUUUGCUUACUUUGUUGCUAUUUCUUGUUGUUUGCAAGUGUCACCUGAGUUAGAGGCUGGGGGGGGGGGGCUGGGUGGUGGCUUUAAGACACAGAGUGGAGCCUCCAUGCUGCGUAGCCAUGUUGAUGCCAGUCACUGCCCUUUAUUUCAUGCUGUAUAAAACACAAAUACACACACACAUACACACACAUGCAUAUAUCUGUGUAUUUGUAACCUGAAACUUCUUGUGUCUGUCCAUGCAGACAAUAAAAAACUGUACAGUAGGUCUAGUUGCAUGUAAUCUGUACUAAUUAUUGACAAUGGCAUUAUAAAAUGCAAUAAAAUACU
Syngnathoides biaculeatus (alligator pipefish) is the source of this 7288-nucleotide messenger RNA. RefSeq names its product forkhead box P4 (gene foxp4). Gene Ontology annotation, cellular component: nucleus. The record is from RefSeq and is a predicted model, not a curated record. Gene Ontology annotation, molecular function: RNA polymerase II cis-regulatory region sequence-specific DNA binding; DNA-binding transcription repressor activity, RNA polymerase II-specific. The transcript is spliced from 18 exons. Bases 511 to 2664 code for a protein of 717 amino acids. Lineage: Eukaryota; Metazoa; Chordata; Actinopteri; Syngnathiformes; Syngnathidae. Gene Ontology annotation, biological process: regulation of transcription by RNA polymerase II.